GGAACGAAGGGAAAAAGGAGCAGCGAAAACAGAUUACUUAACGAAGAAAAGGAGGCUUCCCGUGAAAUUCCGUGAGAUUUCCGUGCGUGUUAUCCCGGGAACCUGCCCCAAUUCUUUGUGCUCGCAGACGGCGGGAGAGGGAAUAGUAAAAAUAGUUUUGCGCCCAACCAUCGUCGGUCGUCGUUUGCAUCGGAAUCUCGGCCGUCGUCGUGCCCGCGCACAAAAUGGCUCGUUCUAUAAGUCCUGGAGGAUAUUCGAACUACGAGGACGACUCGCUGUUCCAGAACGCCGCCUUCACGCACGACAUCAGCGAGCAGAUGCGCGUUCCGAAGCGGAUCCGGGCCACCGGAGACUACUUCGAUGAUCACGAGCGGGAUCUGCUGCCGAACGGGAAUGGAGAAAUCAAUUCGUGGAAUUACCACAACAAGAUCGAUAUGACCGUACCGGACCGUAUUGUGGUGCUCGGUCAGGAUCAACAUCUGGUUCUCACGUCAGGCACCAAAUCGGCUCCGCGAGAAAUCAUGCUGGAAAACUCCAUCCUGCCGAAGGAUCCGGGGUUCGUGCGAGUGUCCACACCGCCCCGUGUGAUCACGCUCAAUGAGCACCACUUCCCGUCGGCCUCCGAUGAGCCGGAAGAGAACGCCAAAGAUCUCGAGCAGGAGGAUGACUACGGACCGGCUUCGCUGGAAUCACUCGAAGACCCCAACAAUAGCCAAGUGUUCUACUCCCGACCGGUGGCCUCUCACGCUGGUCACUCUCGAGAGUCUACCGCGAAGCGAUCCGCAUUUUCCAAGUACAACAACGAGCUGACUCUGACUAGAAGCAUGCGCGAGGAAACACCGACAUUCGGUGGCAGUUUGGAGAAUCUAACACCCUCCGAGGAAGUAACGCACUUACGGCGCCAGGUGGCCAAGAUCAACCGGCGCCUGUUGGCCAUUGAGCUGGAUUCGGUGCAGCGGCAGCAGCGAGAAAAGAUUAUCUACUGCGUCGGCAUGGCGUACCUGCUGUUUAAAACGUUCAUGUGGUUAAGCCGGAAAUAGAGCGGUCAUGGGCAGGUUUGAAGCGCAUUAAGUGUCCAAGAAAGGAACAGCGUUUGUCGCGACUUUCAGAUCGUGGCCACUUGAAAGCGAACACAGAAUUGGUUUUUUGGGUUACAGGAGUGGGGUUUGUGGCUUUAUGUGAUUGGAGAUUGGAGCUAAUGGAGAUUGGAAAAAAGAUGGGAAUGGAAAAACCAUCCCCGACAUCCGUCGGUCGGUCAUUCCUCGUCAGUGGUACAGAUUUAAAGAUGAAAGUAUUUCCAUAAACACAUCCUAUGCUAGAUGGAUAGAUUUUCCAAGACUUUUUUGAUUUUCUAUUAUCCAACAGAUAGGAACUAGCGAGAGAAACAGACAGCGGGUGGAGUGGGAGGCAUUUUUAUACAUUUUUCUUUCUUUAGCUCUACCACUCGGUUUAUCGCGUUGAGAAGCAGGAGGUGUGUACAUGAUUUUCCCCCCAUCAUGAAAGGUGAUGCUUUCCUUCUUUUUUUAAGUUAUUCAACAAAAAUGAAAUCCACAAGCGAUAAGAUAAGGCAAAAUCCAUGUUUGAGACGUUUCGAAUUGGCUGAGAAGUAUAAAUAAAUAUCGUUAUGUUACGAGUAGAG
Anopheles darlingi is the source of this 1639-nucleotide messenger RNA. RefSeq names its product transport and Golgi organization protein 11 (gene Tango11). The transcript has 3 exons. Bases 225 to 1040 code for a protein of 271 amino acids. Lineage: Eukaryota; Metazoa; Arthropoda; Insecta; Diptera; Culicidae. The record is from RefSeq and is a predicted model, not a curated record.